CUUUUGUGAGAUACCGUAUAUACACGCACGCACGCACGCACUGUGUCGUUCAGCACUAGGAACCGCUUGGGAUUCGGAACCUAAAUAAUUAUCUGUGUUUCUUACCGGAAACAUUUAAUGGCGGUCCGUAUUUUCCCGUUGCCUUGGCAGCCAUAAACGAACUGGCUGUAGUUGAGCUGCAUUCUGUCGGUUUAUGAUGGAUAUUCAGGGCACAGGUCUGAUCACUAGAGAGGAGAAUAUUGUUGAGAUGAGAGACUUGGAUGAGGAAGAAUUUGCUGUUUCAAGAUCCUCGGAGGCAGAUGCAUUAUUUGAUACUGUAAUUGGGAACAUUGAAGAUAUCAUAAUGGACGACUUCCAGAAUCUUCAGCGAUCCUUCAUGGAGAAGUAUUACCUGGAGUUUGAUGACACAGAGGAAAAUAAGCUCAUUUACACGUCAAUUUUUAAUGAUUAUAUUGAGCUCUUGGAGAAGCAUCUGGAACAACAGCUGAUCGAGCGAAUUCCUGGGUUUAACAUGAACGACUUUACUCAUUCUCUGAAGCAACACAAAGAAGAAGUCUCAGGUGAUAUAUUUGACAUGUUGCUCACCUUUACAGACUUCAUGGCCUUUAAACAGAUGUUCCUUGAUUACAGAGCCGAGCGAGAAGGAAGAGGGCUGGACCUAAGCACUGGCUUGGUGGUGAAGUCACUGAGAUCAUCCACUUCCACAGCAAUCGCUUCUGCAACAGGAUCAGAGUCAUUCUGAACCAAGAAGCACUUCAGUGUCAUGCCAUCUAUAUAUAUCUAUAUGUAUGUAUGUAUGUAUGUAUGUGUGUAUGUGUGAGUGAGUGUGAGUGAGAGAGAGAGAGCGAGAGAGAUAAACCUUACUUCAUCACCAACAUCAUUUAAAUUUCCUCAGUCUGUACAGCUACAUAGGUUUUUGUUUUUUUCCUUCCAUGUUCUGGAGCCUAGCUUGCUGCCAUAUUCGCGUAAUGAAUGGGACCAUGAGUUUGCUUUGGUUUAAUAUUUAAACUCGAUGUCACUAGGUCCUGCUUUCUAGUACACUUCUUCCCACAGUAUUUUGAAGGUUUACUCAGCGAUUCAGAUUUUCUCUCUCUACUCUGUGAUAUUUUGUUACAAUACUCCUACAUUGUAGGUGAAUGUGGUAUCCUGUUGUAGAAACAGUAAAACUGCUGUUGUGUGCGUGUAUUCUGCUGUCUGACCGAAACUGGCGUUUGAAAAAUAUUUGACUUUCAUAUCUUUCCAGGUUCACUAGAACCUCCCAUAAUAGAAAGCACUAUAUAACAUGUCUGCAUUGGAACGGUUUAUUAUAAAGGUAUUAUGAAAAGUUUUACAACUUUUAUAUGAAAAUUAAUUGCCUGGUUCUUUAUGUGUGGAUUUCUACUCCCAUUUAUGUCCAGUUCAAGUUAUAGACACCUCCCACGUGUAGAUAUAAAAAAGGUUUUUUCAUGUUUCAUGUUGUUACCAUGUGUAUGGCCGGAAUGUUUGACUCCUCAAUUUUUUGUUCUUGUAUGUAAAUAUUAUUGUAUGCUGAAGUGAAUAAAUGUAAUUUAACUCCUCAUAUAUCAUCAAAACAUGAAAAUAAUGUUUAUGAAUACACUUGUAUUGCAAAACAUGAAACGUCAUGAAUUAAAUACAUUUGAUCAGGUGUAAAAAUAAAAAGAAAAGAAAAGAAAAAACAGAAAUACUCAUCCUGUAUAACUUUACAAGCAUACAAAAUGUAUCUAAAACAAACAGCUUCUGUACACUUAAGAAAAUGAUAUAUUAGCCAGUAAAAUAUCUUGUAUAUAGGCAGAGAUAUCUAUCAUUUCUUAUCAGAUUAUAUUGUUGUAUUAUAAGUCAAAUAUAUUAUUCAGCCGGGAUUUAAAUGCUUCUACACAUUU
Messenger RNA from Ictalurus furcatus (blue catfish), 1880 nucleotides. It is a transcript of the gene arl2bp, whose product is annotated as ADP-ribosylation factor-like 2 binding protein. Gene Ontology annotation, cellular component: mitochondrial intermembrane space. The transcript has 7 exons. NCBI's taxonomy places the organism in Eukaryota, Metazoa, Chordata, Actinopteri, Siluriformes, Ictaluridae. The record is from RefSeq and is a predicted model, not a curated record. Gene Ontology annotation, biological process: maintenance of protein location in nucleus; positive regulation of tyrosine phosphorylation of STAT protein. The coding region runs from base 194 to 742 and encodes 182 amino acids.